This is a messenger RNA of Rhopalosiphum maidis (corn leaf aphid), 1247 nucleotides long. It is a transcript of the gene GlcAT-I, whose product is annotated as galactosylgalactosylxylosylprotein 3-beta-glucuronosyltransferase I. Gene Ontology annotation, biological process: carbohydrate metabolic process; chondroitin sulfate proteoglycan biosynthetic process. The transcript is spliced from 7 exons. Lineage: Eukaryota; Metazoa; Arthropoda; Insecta; Hemiptera; Aphididae. The record is from RefSeq and is a predicted model, not a curated record. Gene Ontology annotation, molecular function: galactosylgalactosylxylosylprotein 3-beta-glucuronosyltransferase activity. Gene Ontology annotation, cellular component: Golgi membrane. Bases 23 to 1033 code for a protein of 336 amino acids.
CAAAUGUUAUGAGUGAAUCAAAAUGAUUAAUUUUAAUUCUAACUAUAAGUUUUUGGACAUGUUUAAUAAAAGAAGAACAAUAUUUUAUUUUGUUUUUUUUACAUUACUAAUUUUUUGGUUCAUUGGAAUUCGAAGUAGAGAUGCAUCACAAUAUCAAAUUUUAAAACAGACAUUGGAACACACUAAAGAGGAAUUGAAAAUCAAUUAUAUAAAUUAUAAUAUUUUAAAAGAAAGAUUUGAAAGUAUAUGUGAUAAAUGGCAACCAAACAUUCCAGUUAUAUAUGCUAUCACACCUACUUACAAAAGACCUGUACAAAAAGCUGAACUAACAAGAUUGUCUAACACUUUUCGUCUAGUAAAUAAUUUCCAUUGGAUUAUUGUUGAAGAUUCUGAAAUAAAAACGUCACUUGUAGCCAAUUUGCUGCAUAAAAGUAAUUUAAAUUACACUCACUUAGCCAUAGGAACACCAGCUGAAUGGAAGAGAAAAUUAAAAGAACCUAAAUGGAAGAAACCUAGAGGAGUUAAACAAAGAAAUAAGGCUUUAGAAUGGUUAAGGAAUAACAAAGCUAAAGAAAAUGAUGAGGGCAUAAUUUUUUUUGCUGAUGAUGAUAACACAUAUAGUGUUGAUUUAUUUAAUGAAAUGCGAACAGUAAAAGGUGUUGGUGUAUGGCCAGUUGGUCUUGUUGGUGGUCUUUUAGUAGAAAAACCAUUAAUAAAUAGUAAAGGUAAAGUAAUUGGUUGGAAUAGUGCUUGGAGACCAGAACGACCGUUUCCCGUUGAUAUGGCAGGUUUUGCCAUUAAUUUAAAACUUUUACAUAAACGCCCGAAUGCUGAAUUUUCGUGGGAUGUCAGUCGAGGUUUCCAAGAAAGUGCUAUACUUUCACAGGUAACCACUGUAGAACAAUUGGAGCCUAUGGCAGAUAAUUGUACUAAAGUGUAUGUGUGGCAUACCAGAACUGAAGAACCUAUACUAAAAGCAGAAGAAAAACUUAAAAAUCGUGGACUUCGAUCAGACAUGAAUAUUGAAGUUUAAUCUCAAUCAGUGAUGCGAAAAUCAGGUGUUUUAUUUGUGUAUAAUUAUUUUAGUUUUUAAAUAAUCUUGAAAGAAUCGCUGCUCAAAUGAGAAAUUAAAACCCAAUUCAUGCUUUUACUCUUCAAAUUUAGUUGCUGCACAAAUUAAAAUGAUUUGUUAGUUUCAUAAACCAAUACAAAUAAUUGGAAAAAUAAUUAAAUUAUAAAUUAUUCAC